AGUGUUCUUAGAGGUAGCCACACCUCAGCAAGGUCUUUCUAACUUGGAACAGCAAAGUUCAAAUGAACGAAUAGACACAAACUGUGAAAGAGUCCUGAACCCAUUACAAGGUGAUUCUUUACAGCACAAUUGCCCUCUGAAGCUACUUGAAACAGGGCAUGGGACUUAAAGGAGAAAAAGAAGGAAAUGGACCAUCUCUUCUAACACCUGGAAUGUGAUCCAAGCCUGGAGACAAAUUGAGGGUUUGCGGCUAGAAGACAGUAAAACUAGCAAUGGAGCCCACAUAUGAGGAAUACCUAGCAAAUCAUGGAACAAUAGUAAAGCCUUAUUACUGGCUAAGCUUCUCUCUAGAUUGCUCUAAUUGUCCUUACCAUAUUCGAACGGGUGAAGAAGCAAGAGUUUCCCUCACAGAAUUUUGUCAGAUUUUUGGAUUCCCUUAUGGGACAACAUAUCCUCAAACAAAACACCUCACAUUUUAUGAAUUAAAAACUUCUUCUGGUAGCCUGGUGCAAAAGGGCCAUGCUAGCAGUUGCACUGGGAAUCAUAUCCAUCCAGAAUCAAUGCUCUUUGAAAUGAAUGGUUACCUUGACUCAGCCAUAUACAAUAAUGACAGCAUCAGGCAUAUCAUUCUGUAUUGCAACAACUCCCCUUGUAAUGAAGCUAACCACUGCUGCAUCAGCAAAGUGUACAAUUUCCUGAUUACAUAUCCAGGCAUCACUCUUAGUAUUUAUUUUUCUCAGCUCUAUCACACCGAGACGGACUUUCCUGCCUCCGCAUGGAACCGCGAAGCUCUCCGGAGCCUGGCCAGCUUAUGGCCGCGGGUUGUUUUGAGUCCAAUAAGCGGCGGGAUUUGGCAUUCUGUCCUCCACAGCUUUGUUAGUGGUGUCUCAGGAUCACAUGUUUUUCAGCCCAUUUUAACAGGGAGAGCACUGACUGACAGGCACAAUGCAUAUGAAAUCAAUGCCAUAACAGGUGUAAAACCUUUCUUCACUGAUGUUCUUCUCCAGACAAAAAGGAAUCCAAACACAAAAGCUCAGGUGGCUUUAGAGAGCUACCCCUUAAACAAUGCCUUUCCCGGACAGUCUUUUCAAAUGACGAGUGGAAGACCUCCA
Mandrillus leucophaeus (drill) is the source of this 1112-nucleotide messenger RNA. Its product is annotated as putative C->U-editing enzyme APOBEC-4. NCBI's taxonomy places the organism in Eukaryota, Metazoa, Chordata, Mammalia, Primates, Cercopithecidae. The transcript is spliced from 2 exons. The record is from RefSeq and is a predicted model, not a curated record. The annotation marks the transcript as partial.